Messenger RNA from Glycine soja, 504 nucleotides. RefSeq names its product translocator protein homolog. The record is from RefSeq and is a predicted model, not a curated record. The coding region runs from base 1 to 504 and encodes 167 amino acids. NCBI's taxonomy places the organism in Eukaryota, Viridiplantae, Streptophyta, Magnoliopsida, Fabales, Fabaceae. The transcript has a single exon. Gene Ontology annotation, cellular component: membrane.
AUGGCUUCUCAAACCUUGCAUGACACAAAGAAAUCUCAAGCUAGGCGAGCAUUACGUUCUCUAGCAAUAGGCAUUGCGGUUCCCUUCACCCUCACGCUAACCAUAAUCAUCCUCUUCGGUUCAGGACGCAAGUACAACCAAAUAAUAUCCAAGCCAUUUUGGUUUGCACCACUUUGGUUCAUUCACUUGUCCAUAUUGGGCUCAUCUUUCUUCAUGGGUCUCGCAGCGUGGCUAGUGUGGGCCAAUGGAGGGUUUCAAGGGGAGACUGAUGCGAUGUCUCUCUACAUAGCCCAUGUUUCUCUAAGCAUUGUGUGGCAUCCCCUUGUGCUCGUUAUGGGUGCUUAUUGGCUUGCUUUGAUUUCUUGUCUUGUGAAUUUUGUGACCCUCUUUUUGUGUUACUUGAGGUUUAGAAAGGUGAACCCUUUUGCUAAAGAUCUAGCCAAACCGUGUUUGGCAUGGGCUGCAUAUCUUUGUCUUGUUAGCUUUAAGCUAAUAUUUAUUUGA